CCCCUCCAUGAGACCGACACCUAAGCUUCCACCUCUCUGUCUGUCAAUCUUCGCCCUCUUCCACUUAGUCUCGCCCUUUCUGGUCUUCUUCCCCUCCAGACUCCAGUUGCUUCCACCUCCCCGAUCCUUUGUCAUUUCCCGUCGAUUUCAGCCGCCUCCAUCGCUUGCCUCGCUGGUCGCCUCCGCCUCUAAUCCCCACCCAUCUAAGAGCCAGUCCAUCCCUCCUCCUCCAACUUUCAUUCCCUCUCAGGUCCUAAAUUCCAAAUUGACUAGGCUGAACGACACAGGAGACCGAGCUAUUGCAGCGAAGAGAGAAAGAGGUAAAUCGAUCAUCUUAUUUGGGGGGAGGCGUGGCGGCUAGUGAAGGUAAAUAAGGAUAGCGGUGCGGGCGAAUUCGGCGGGUGGUGAUGAAGGCAGAGAUGGAAUGAGAUCUGUACAAUCUUUGUAAAUCUCGGCGUGGAUUGAAUGGUUCGUUGAUAUAUCGGAGAUAAAAACCCAUUUCUCGUUCUCUUCGUAGCUGCAACUGCACUUUGCUUGUGAUUGGUUUCCGAAGAUGGACGAGUUUGGUGUGUUGACUGAGCGAUUUGGGUUGAAGCCCCAGGGAAAAUCUGCUCCAAUGGCCGCAUCAAAACGACCCAAUAGUGCAACCGCUGCCCCAACACGGAAUUUGGCUUCCGGUUCGCCUGUCAAUUCCCAGUCAUCGCCCGCUUAUCCCUCCACUGCUGCGUACGGCACCAAUUCAUUUAAUGGGAUUUCUGUCGGUGGUAACGGGGACCUGUUCGGCAAUCAGAAAGCUCAGAGCUUUGGAGGUUCGACCGAUGGGUUCGAGGUUUUUGGUGGAUUUGACAAGGGAUCGAAGCAGAGUAACGGGAGUUCUUCUUUUGAUUACGAUUCGAUAUUUUCUGGGCACAAUCAUUCUAAUGCAAGAUCGUCACUUGACAAUGAUGAUAUAUUUGGUGGUGGGUUGAAGAGCUCCAAUGCUUCCAGUAAUGAUGACUUGUUUGGGUCGUUUGCUUCCAAUCAGAAGCAGAGUGUCCCUAUCGAUGAGUUGUUGGGGAAUUUCGGUUCGAAGCCUAGUCCUUCUCUGAAUAGGAAAGGAUCAUCCGGGUUUGAUGACUUGCUACCUGGGUUUAAUUCGAUCAAGACAUCAGAUAAAAGAGAAAAUACCAGAACUACUAAAUCAAGCUUCAACUCAGCAGAUGAUCCCUUUGUAGUCUUGGAAUCAUCUUCUUCAACCACCACAAAUUCCUCAUUUCUGGAUCCACUUGAGGAGUUUAGUAAGUUUGCCAGUUCUGGAGUUAGCAAUACAAAACCUGCUGGCCCUUCAAAUGUUUCCACAUCAUUGCGGCCCCCGCCAAAAUCUGGCCAAGUUCUGAAGUCAGUGAAAGUAAAAAAUUCACCUACAUCUUCAAUUGACGAGUUGGAAAACUUUGCCACCAGUAGAGUGCGAGCUACACCUAACAAGCAAUCAAAUGUCAAUCACUCCAGGGAAGGCAGAGCAAGAGAAAAUGCUAAAACAAGCAAAUUUAAAGAAGCAGAAAAGGAAAUGCCCCUGAAGAGUGUGGAUGAUCUAGAAUCCUUUUUUGGAACGAGUUCUAGAUCCAGCAGUGCACCAAAAUCAAGGACUGCUAAUUUGGAUCCUCUAUUUGAUGCGACCCUUAAUACCAGAGGUAAACCUCAAGUCUCCAAUGGAAGGGCUUCUGGUGUUUCUUCAUCUGGGUUGAAGAAGGCUUCUUCUGAAACUAAUAUGUUUGACGACUUCUCUUCGCUUUUUGGAGACGCCUCUUUCUCUGGAGAAUUUGAAGAAGUUGAAGGAGAAACUGAGGAGAGACGAAAAGCAAGGUUUGAACGUCACCAGAGGACACAUGACCGAGUGGCAAAGGCAGUUGCUGAUAUGAACCAGCGUGACUACCAAACUCAACGUGAACAAGAAGAGAGGCGGAUGAUUGCUGAGAAAAUGGAUCUUGAUAUAAAGAGGUGGGCUGCUGGGAAGGAAGGCAAUAUGCGGGCCCUGUUGUCAUCUUUGCAAUAUCUAGUUGUAAAGUUAACACGGGUUGGUCUCAAUGUGUCUAAACAUGUUAAAGAUGUGGAUCCUCAGGUGCUCUGGAAUGAAUGUGGUUGGGAACCCGUCUCUCUGACUGAUCUGAUUACAUCGUCCUCAGUCAAAAAAGUGUAUAGGAAAGCGACUUUGUGUGUGCAUCCUGACAAGGUUCAACAGAAAGGUGCAACUCUUGAACAGAAAUACAUUGCCGAGAAGGUCUUUGAUAUCCUCAAGGAAGCAUGGAACAAGUUCAACAAGGAGGAGCUAUCUUAACCUUCAGAAACCAACUUGUCAAUGAGUUCAAGACUCUACCGAGCUCCAAUUAGGAGGGAAGAAAAACGCACGAUUCCUUAGGAUAGUGCACAGUUGGCCGUGGUUGCCAAGGUGGAGGUGAAGAUGCCUAGAAGAGCAUAGAGAGAAGCUGGGUGUCUGAGUCUCCAUGGUGUGGAAGUUGAUGAUGAUGUCUUAUUACGAAAAAGUUUGCUAUGACAUCAUUUACGACGCGUUGCAUGUCAUGUGUACCAUUGCAUUGCCGACUUAUCAGUCAGGAACCUUGUUUGAGGGUUUUAACCAUUUGAGCUUCGUCUUCUGCGAAAUGACCAAGUGAUGUUGCAUGGCUUUUCGGUUGCUGACUGGGUAACAGGGGUCUUGGCAUAUGCUGUAAGAGUUAUACUUCAGUGUUUCUUUCUUCUUUGAUGAGUUCCUUGUAAAUGAAGUUAAAUAAUUCUAUGUUGUAAGAGUUAUACUUCACUGUUUCUUUAUUCUUUGACGAGUUCCUUUGAGAAAUAAUUCCACGAGCAAGUUUCUUUUGUUUGCAUAUCUACAAGAGAUUUCAUUUAUUAUCUUCAGUGUUG
Linum tenue is the source of this 2895-nucleotide messenger RNA. Lineage: Eukaryota; Viridiplantae; Streptophyta; Magnoliopsida; Malpighiales; Linaceae. The record is from the annotation of a GenBank genome assembly.